Molecule: messenger RNA, 3382 nt
Organism: Hemicordylus capensis (graceful crag lizard)
Lineage: Eukaryota; Metazoa; Chordata; Lepidosauria; Squamata; Cordylidae
Gene: TUBB
Product: tubulin beta class I
Exons: 4
Coding region: 174-1508 (444 amino acids)
Biological process (GO): mitotic cell cycle; microtubule cytoskeleton organization
Cellular component (GO): cytoplasm; microtubule
Molecular function (GO): structural constituent of cytoskeleton; GTP binding; GTPase activity
Source: RefSeq, a predicted model, not a curated record
UAGCUCCGCUUUACCUUGCCACCUCCUUAGAACGCUUUAGCUUCUGUCGCCACGUUCGGAGAAGAGAACCUCAAGCUCCUCCAGUCUGUAUUUAAAGGAGCUGUGGCGCUGAUCUAGCAUAACCUUUUCUGUUAAAAGUGCGGGGAAAGUAAUUUUAAAAAGGGCCAGGCAAAAUGAGGGAAAUCGUGCACAUUCAAGCUGGACAAUGUGGCAACCAAAUCGGUGCUAAGUUCUGGGAGGUGAUCAGUGAUGAACACGGAAUUGACCCCACUGGAACCUACCAUGGGGACAGUGACCUACAGCUUGACCGCAUCAGUGUUUACUACAAUGAGGCCACUGGUGGCAAAUAUGUCCCUCGUGCCAUCUUGGUCGACUUGGAACCUGGAACCAUGGACUCAGUGAGGUCUGGACCUUUUGGCCAGAUCUUCCGACCAGACAACUUUGUAUUUGGCCAGAGCGGAGCUGGUAACAACUGGGCCAAAGGUCACUAUACAGAAGGGGCCGAGCUGGUGGAUUCAGUCCUGGAUGUAGUGAGGAAGGAAGCAGAGAGCUGCGACUGUCUGCAAGGUUUCCAGCUCACCCAUUCUCUGGGUGGUGGAACCGGCUCUGGGAUGGGCACCUUACUGAUCAGCAAGAUCCGUGAGGAGUACCCCGACCGCAUCAUGAACACCUUCAGUGUGGUGCCAUCUCCCAAGGUCUCUGACACAGUGGUGGAGCCCUACAACGCCACACUCUCAGUACACCAGUUGGUGGAGAACACAGAUGAGACCUACUGCAUUGAUAAUGAGGCCCUCUACGACAUCUGCUUCCGUACCCUCAAGCUUACCACUCCUACCUAUGGCGAUCUUAACCACCUGGUCUCUGCCACCAUGAGUGGUGUAACUACCUGCCUCCGCUUCCCUGGACAGCUCAAUGCUGAUCUCCGCAAGCUGGCAGUCAACAUGGUUCCCUUCCCCCGUCUCCACUUCUUCAUGCCUGGCUUUGCCCCCUUGACCAGCCGUGGCAGCCAGCAGUACCGGGCCCUGACAGUUCCAGAGCUGACACAGCAAGUGUUCGAUGCCAAGAACAUGAUGGCCGCCUGCGACCCCCGUCACGGACGCUACCUGACUGUGGCAGCUGUCUUCCGGGGCCGUAUGUCCAUGAAAGAGGUGGAUGAGCAGAUGUUGAAUGUGCAGAACAAGAACAGCAGCUACUUCGUAGAAUGGAUCCCCAAUAAUGUCAAAACCGCUGUGUGCGACAUCCCUCCCCGUGGUCUGAAAAUGGCAGUGACCUUCAUCGGCAACAGCACAGCCAUCCAAGAGCUCUUCAAGCGCAUCUCAGAGCAGUUCACUGCUAUGUUCCGCCGUAAGGCCUUCCUCCACUGGUACACUGGCGAGGGCAUGGACGAGAUGGAGUUCACAGAAGCAGAGAGCAACAUGAAUGACCUGGUCUCUGAAUACCAGCAGUACCAGGAUGCCACGGCUGAGGAAGAGGAGGAUUUUGGUGAAGAGGCUGAGGAAGAAGCUUAAAGUCUUAUCUGCUAUCAUUAAAUAAAUCUGCACAAUAAAAAUUAAAAAAAAAAUGCAUCUUCUGUUCUAUUUCUUUUUCCUCCUUAAACCUAGUCUGUCUGUCCUUCUCCAGCUUCUCUUAUGGGGCAGUUUCCAUUUUAAUGUUGGCUUAAGGUUACCUCAAUUAGCAUUUCUCCUGAUGGUAGGAAUAAGCAGUGGCUGAGAGAACAAGUAAACACUGGUUAGUGUCUCUUGUGAGUAGCUGAAUAGGGGUCAGUUUGGGAAGAUGAGGUACCCUUUCUUGGCUACUGUAACCUGUAAGUUACUGUUUCUGAGACUCCGGAAUAAAGAAGAAUCUGAAUUUCGCCCCCUUCUCAUCCUGGUCUUUGCCACAGCUGUUCCUCAUACGAGCAACAUGAGCUGUAAGUUGAAGGCAGAGUGUCCCUAAUUGUGAGAAUAUAUGGUGGUGGAGAGAUGGGGCCAUGUUGAACUUAGAUGUGUGCCACAGACAGAGAGGUAACUGCUUUAAGGUCACGUUCUUGAAAUUUCAGUUUUCUGCCAAACAUAAUGUUCUCUGAAAACUGGGAUCUGUGUUUUUUCUUCUGGUGUGAGCAGUUGAUCCAAAGAGCAGCAGCAAUUUGGUUUCCUAUCAUGACAGGAAGAAGUUUAGCUUGGCCCAUGAUCAGUUCGUAUAGAAGGAACUCUUCAGAUUGGAACUACAAAGCACUUUCUUGUUCCAGGAGCACUCCCUGUCGUCUUCGGGUGUACACAUUUAGUCCUGCAUGCUCACAAUAUAAAAAUAGCAUUGGGCAUGCCUGACAGUUGUUCCAAGGAACUGUACUUUAAAACCUAUGCUCCAUUCUCGGUUCUGAAAUAAUUCAAAACUCUAGAAGUGAAGGCCAGGGAGGACACUCUACUGCUUCAUACAGUGCCAAAUAAGUGAGAGAGUAGAAAAGCCUGACUUUAGUGUGCCUGUCACUUUGGCCUAAUCUGGUAAUCCUUUGGAUCUUGCUUGGUCAAUGCUCGGGGGCAGCAGCAGCUAGCUCCUGACCCCCAAUUCAAAGGAGCUGCUCCCAUAAGAGAAUUGUUGAGGAAGGCUGGAAGAACAAUAAACCCAUUUUGCUUUGGAAACAUUCAAACCUUAAGAGCACAAGCAGAGAGUUUGGUACACUGCUGAUGCUGAGGCACUCUGGCUGUCUAGCAGCUAAGAUGACUAUCAAAACCCUGUUUGGGCAUCAAUAUAGUUAUACCAACUGGAGUGUGUUGGCAAACCCUAUCCCCAUGCCAAUGAACUUUACAGCCCUGGAACCCCCAAUCCAUGAAAGCAACACCUAUCUGCAGACACUCCUACACUCCAGUCAGUGUUGUAGUAAUGGUGUGUAGCAUAAAUAGUUACAGAAUUGCCAAAGCAGGCUAAAGGCUUGGCAGAAUGAAGGAAUUAAAUGUUUUCGGUAUGCAUCAGCAGGGGGCUCUUUCCAAGUAAGACUAGAGCACUAGUUCCUCCUUGUACCGAUUCUCUACUGUGAGCUUUUUAGGAAGAUGAAAACAAUGAUACAGGCUCUCCUAUACAGUCUGAAGUGGUACAGCUUUCGGCUAGUACCCACCCCAUCUUGCUGCAUGCAGAGAGCACUCUGUAGCUGUACCACUGUUCUGUUCAUAAGAAAGGCUGGUUCUGGGUAAGGGAUAACUGCUGUCAUCCAUGCACCACUCCAAACAGGGUUACAUCUGAAAAGGAUCCUCCACUCCUGGCUUUUUCAGUCUCCUGCUUGUUGCUUUGGCUACUGCUUUAUCUUUUUUUGCUCACUCAUUUCCCCCUCUUCUUCUUUUUUUAAAAAAGCCCUCCUUUUUCAUAUUGAAAAGAUGUCUUGUGAACCAAUAAAGUUUUUUUUAAUGUU